Messenger RNA from Asterias rubens (European starfish), 2596 nucleotides. Its product is annotated as NSFL1 cofactor p47-like. The transcript has 9 exons. Gene Ontology annotation, cellular component: cytosol; nucleus. Gene Ontology annotation, molecular function: ubiquitin binding. Bases 68 to 1294 code for a protein of 408 amino acids. Gene Ontology annotation, biological process: membrane fusion; autophagosome assembly; nuclear membrane reassembly. The record is from RefSeq and is a predicted model, not a curated record. Lineage: Eukaryota; Metazoa; Echinodermata; Asteroidea; Forcipulatida; Asteriidae.
GAGGAAGAAGUUGUUACUCGUCAGAAAAUAUUUUAACAACACGAAUCUCGUCCAAAAGUGAAACUUCAUGAUGGCGGACGAAGCACAGAAAGCGACUUCUAUCGCCGAUUUUGCCGGUGUGACUGGAGUAGACGCUGCAAGAGCUAAGUUUUACCUCGAAUCAUCCGGAUGGCAACUCCAGGUUGCAUUGGGCAGUUUCUACGACAAUGACAGCGGGGACGACGUCACCUUCCAAGACGCCUCAGACGAGCCGCGGCCAGCCGAUAGAGGGCCACAAGAGGUCGUCGACCUCUCAGGCGAAGACGCAGUGGAGGGGUUGGGGAGAAUUGAGGGUAGAGGAGUCGGAAGUCGAAAGCCAAAGACGUCAAGUUCGUCGUCUGCAAGGCUCCACACAAUAAAUGAUUUUGGGAAGGAGGCGGAGGCGGAGAGUGACAGUGGGGAGGAGGGGGAGACGUUCUAUGCUGGGGGCUCAGACCAUGGAAGUGGGCAGCAAGUUGUCGGACCACGAAGGAAGAAAGCUAAUACAAACAGCAUCGUCAAUAACAUCUUCAAGAGUGCAAGAGAGCAUGGAGCAGAGGAAGUUGGCGCAGCCGGCCCGUCGAGAACGGACGGUCAGACCUCCAACUUCAUCUUCAAAGGAGCAGGGUACCGACUAGGGGACAGUGAGACGGGCCCCAUUAGGCCAGUCCCGGGAACCGAGGGAACUCUGCCCGAGAAAGAAGAAGAGAGCCAUGUCGUCCUCAAGUUAUGGAAGAAUGGAUUCAGUGUUGACGGCAAUGAGCUGAGAGACUACAAGGACCCACAGAAUGCUGCCUUCCUUAAUUCAAUCUCAAAGGGGGAGAUUCCGAUGGAGCUUGUCAGACAAUCAAAAGGAGGUCAGGUUAACCUUGACCUCGAGGACAAGCGAGAAGAAGAAUUCGUCAGGCCAAAGGUCAAGGUCAAGGCAUUUAGCGGCGAGGGCAACAUGCUCGGCAGCCCAGUACCCAACAUUGUUUCCACCCCAUCUUCAGCUGUUAAUGAGUCCUCGGCCCAGCAGGCUCUUAGCGUUGACGCGUCACAACCUGUCACUAGUAUCCAAAUCAGACUUGCCGACGGAAAAAGGUUGGUGAGCAAGUUCAACCACACUCACACGGUAGCUGAUGUCAGACGCUACAUCAUAAUCGCUCACGCUCAGUUCGCCAACCAAGCAUUCGCUCUACUGACCACGUUUCCCAACAAAGAACUCACGGAUGACUCACAGACACUCGCUGAUGCCAAGUUACUCAACGCCGUCAUCGUACAACGACUCAAAUGAACACAAUUUGAAGAGUCAACUGGGUAAACAUUUCUUAAAAUUUUCUUCAAUUCCCCAUAUUAUUUUAACCUGUUUUCCUGAAGAUGGUUAAAUAUACAUGUAGAACUUUGCUAAGCAGAGAAAGGUCUUGCUUAGCAGAAACAGGUUACCAGCCAAAUAACAUGUUAUGAUUAUUUAUUGUGCCUGGUAUCCUGCCAGGUUACUCAACACCGUCAGCGUACAAGGACUCUAGUGAAUAAAAUCGAAAGUACGGCCGGGUGAAAAUUUCUUAAGUUGUUACUCUUCCUCUUUUUUUUCAGCUGUUGAGCGCAACCCAUUUUCCUGAAUUUUGUCAAAAUACAACUCUGCUUAGCAGAGAAAAGUUUUACUUAGCAGAAACAGGUUACUGGCCAAAUAACCUGUUAUGACUGUUAAUUGUUGUAUUAUACCGGUGCCCUGCUUACUUAUACUCAGCAAGAUAACUCGUUGAAGACAUUUAUCUGCCUAAACAGCUUUAUGAACUUUCUGACUGGCCGCAGUACAUAAACACUAUUACUGCAAAAGGCCUCAAAUUUUAUUUAUUUCUCUUGUGUAUUGGUCAGAAAUGAAAGUGUUCUGAUGAACACAUUUAAAAAUCUUUCACGCUGAUUUUUGAAAGCAUUUCCCCUGUUCUGUUGAAUGUAAUAUUGUUAAUGUGAAUAUCUCCUCUAUUGUUAAAGACAGUGGACACUAUUGGUUAUUGUCAAAGACCAGUCUUCUCACUUGUUGUAUCUCAACAUAUGCAUAAAAUAACAAACCUGUGAAAAAUUGUUUGUUUGUUUGGUUAUUUUUUUCAAUCAAAACCCACAAACAUUGCUUACAAAACACACAGGUGUUUAUUUACGAGCGCGAACAACAAUUUUUAAAGAGGACAAGGAGCAGUUCCAAAGAGCUGGCCCAAUUUUCAUAGCUCUGCUUACCGCCCAAUUUUGCACAAGCUGUGUAAGCGUAGAAUGCCGAGUAACAUGGAGUACACACGCCAACAAACCAAAUAUCCCUGCUAACCGGUAAAAUACGCUUGACGUAAGCGCAUAAUUCCCUGCUUCCACAAAGACCGAUUCUUUGCUUACGGUAAGCAGAGCCAUGAAAUUGGGCUCAGAUUUGAAAGAUUUUGAGACAUUUGAAAGCAGUGUGCCCUUUAAAAAUGUUACCCCAAAUGUUCAUUCAAUAGAGGUUUCGGAGGCAGUAUCUUGUUACAUAAUACAUGUAAAACUAUGGACACAAAGUGUCCAAUUUGUUUUAAUUAAGAGAAAAUUAUAAUAAAAUUGUCUUUGAAAAAAUUAA